Molecule: messenger RNA, 821 nt
Organism: Populus trichocarpa (black cottonwood)
Lineage: Eukaryota; Viridiplantae; Streptophyta; Magnoliopsida; Malpighiales; Salicaceae
Exons: 4
Coding region: 277-555 (92 amino acids)
Biological process (GO): translation
Cellular component (GO): mitochondrial large ribosomal subunit
Molecular function (GO): structural constituent of ribosome
Source: RefSeq, a predicted model, not a curated record
AAACUUCUAACUUUUAAAACGACGCCUUUUAAAUGAAAAAUAUGAACCCCUAGCUUCCCUCACUGGCAGCCACCACGCACAAUGAGAUGAAUCCCUAGUUCCCUUCAGUUCUUCACUAGCCUAAAACACUUUGCCAAUCUGCUUCCAGCUGCUACUAUCGAGUACUGACCUUCAAUCUUCGACAUUUUAACCACGGCCACCACUGAAGGCAACAACUGAUCUAGCCACCAUUGUUGACUGGAACGCACUCUCUUUCCAGUUUGUUUGUUGGAAAAAAUGCCGUUGGGAUUGAUAACCGGGAUAGGGAGGGCAAUGAGGAGGAAGCGAACGUCGUCGUUGGACAUUCUCUCGUCAAAACGUGCUCCCCGGACUUACUACAAGGGAAAGAAUUGCAAGCCCACUGGUUUUCACACUCGUAAAGGUGGGUAUGUUGUUGUACCGGAAAAACUGCCCAACUAUGUAGUCCCUGAUUUGACUGACUUCAAGCUCAAACCAUACGUGUCUCAAUGUCCAACGGAGGUUAAGACAACUGAAGCAUCUGAACUUGCUAAGUAGAGCUAGAGUGAAUAUUUGAUCUUUUACAAUGUUGUCUAGCUGCCCAUUUGCUGUUCUCAACUCAAACUGGAAGUAAUGUUGUGGUGGCAUUGUGAAGAGUACUUGAAAAUGGUGUUUCUCAUCCCUGUUGAACUAAUGAGAGUUCUUAGUUGCUUAUUCAAGUCUAUUGCUGGAAAUCUUUGAUGGUACAAGUAACGUCCAUUGUUUGAACCUGUAAAGAUCCAGUGUCGUGAUUUUGAUAUUAUAAUGAGCAGGCAAUUAUGAAA